AUGAAUAGGGAGAUCCCAGGGUUCUACUAUGACCCAGAAAAGAAGAAGUACUUCAAAAUCCAAGCCAACCACAAAGCCACUCCAGGGUCACAAUAUACUCAAGACUCCGUCAAGCGGAAGCGCGUAGACCAGGAGAAGCGGCAAAGGAAAAUCCACCUGACGAAAAGAGUCACAAAAGAGAAGAUCACGAGGGCAGCCUUUUUGUCCCACCCUCUACUGGGAGUGCAGAGAGAGAUUGGAUCUCAACAUGUAUCUACAAGCAUUCGACAAGAGCAACGGAGCUUAAUUUACGCAAGCCAGUUACAUCGAAACAAGCUUCAUCAAUUCGAGCCCUGGCCCGACGAGUAUAGCAUCAAGCAUGUGCUGCGCAACAAGCGUUCGGGAAUAUUGAUUGCUAGUGGUCAGCGUGGCGGUGAAUCGUCUGUUUCGGUGUGCUUCCCGGAUUGCGACCAAGAUAAAUGGACAUAUAAUCGGACGAUGGAACGUGUUCUCUUCAAAGAGCCAUACAGGCUAUCCUCAGUCUCACUAAGCCACACCGGAUACCUGCUGGCGACGAUGGAUAGUGGCCCGAAUGGCGACUCUUUCCUGGCGCCCCGAAUGUUGCCCGAUCCCGACGAAGGUGGAAACUAUCGGUGGCCCACGGCGUUCGCACAUCCGAUUCGUUUGCGCACUCCGUCUUCCCUAUGGUGUUCGUCUGCCUGUCCAACAGGAGACAUGCCGUUUUUCGCCGUUGGAACCUCGGACGGACUAUACACGUUGGAAGGGCUCGGCAGCUAUUGGGCCCUAUCAAAGAAAUCAUUCGCGAACGACGCGCUGACGGGAAAGCCGAUCUUACAUCGCCGCGUGGACUCCUCUCAUGCUGUUGUCACUAGCGUCGAAUGGCUCUCAUCCGAUGUGAUAGCCGCCGGUCUGAAAGAUUCCGCUAUAUUCCUCCACGACCUGCGCAGUGGAGGGAGUGCGACACGACUACAACAUCCCCAUGCUGUUACUAAAAUUCGAAAAGUAGAUCCCUACCGGAUCGUCGUGGCGGGCAUAAACUCGCUCCAAAUGUACGACAUUCGAUACCCGCCCAAUGGCCUACAGCGCAACCCACAGCCCAAUAAGAAAUACCACACCUCCACUAAGCCGUACCUUACGUUUUCGGACUACUCGCCAGAAACCAUACCUGACUUCGACAUCAGCUUGGAACUUGGGCUUCUCGCUAGUGCUUCCGACGAGCGAAAAAUCCAGCUUUUUUCCCUCCGCACCGGCCAACAAGUUCCGUCACCCUUGUCAGGAUAUCAGUACGCGGAUCCUAUUUCUUCAAUUUGCUUCGAGUCCGGAGAUGGGUCUUUACAUGGCCCUCAGACACCCAGCUUAUUAGUCUGCGCCAAAGCUACCGUGGAUGAAUGGAUUUGGUCGAACUCGCCAAAGACGACAUGA
Aspergillus ibericus CBS 121593 is the source of this 1422-nucleotide messenger RNA. RefSeq lists its product as uncharacterized. The coding region runs from base 1 to 1422 and encodes 473 amino acids. NCBI's taxonomy places the organism in Eukaryota, Fungi, Ascomycota, Eurotiomycetes, Eurotiales, Aspergillaceae. The record is from RefSeq and is a predicted model, not a curated record. Gene Ontology annotation, cellular component: Cul4-RING E3 ubiquitin ligase complex. Gene Ontology annotation, molecular function: protein binding. The transcript is spliced from 10 exons.